Molecule: messenger RNA, 372 nt
Organism: Condylura cristata (star-nosed mole)
Lineage: Eukaryota; Metazoa; Chordata; Mammalia; Eulipotyphla; Talpidae
Gene: COPS9
Product: myeloma overexpressed 2
Exons: 3
Coding region: 43-216 (57 amino acids)
Biological process (GO): negative regulation of protein neddylation
Source: RefSeq, a predicted model, not a curated record
CGGGGGCCGGAAGUGGCGUCAGCGGGCCGCGCGCAGCCGGAGAUGAAGCCGGCGGUGGACGAGAUGUUCCCCGAGGGCGCCGGGCCCUACGUGGACCUGGACGAGGCGGGGGGCAGCACGGGGCUCCUGAUGGACCUGGCGGCCAACGAGAAGGCCGUGCACGCCGACUUCUUCAACGACUUCGAGGAUCUCUUCGAUGACGACGACGUGCAGUGAGGCCUGGCGGGGCGGCUCGAGGGGUGCUUCGCGGGACAAGAUGGGCGCCCCGGGAGUGGGGCUGUGCUCACUGGGUGGGCAGCCGGGCCUGGGCUGCUUGUGACCCAGAUGUGACCAGCUGUGUCUCCCUCUUAAUUAAAGCCGCGUGGUCACUGG